Cyprinodon tularosa is the source of this 3795-nucleotide messenger RNA. RefSeq names its product striatin-like. The record is from RefSeq and is a predicted model, not a curated record. The transcript is spliced from 19 exons. The coding region runs from base 232 to 2574 and encodes 780 amino acids. Gene Ontology annotation, cellular component: dendrite. Lineage: Eukaryota; Metazoa; Chordata; Actinopteri; Cyprinodontiformes; Cyprinodontidae. Gene Ontology annotation, molecular function: protein-containing complex binding; armadillo repeat domain binding; protein phosphatase 2A binding.
AAUAGUAUUUCUGAUUCUGAUAGAUCUUUUAUUCAUGUGAGCAUCUUAUUGUGAAGGGUCAGACCGGAAGUAGGUUUGCUGUGUGAAUGUAGAGAGCUUUCUGGUAGCUCCAUCUGACAGCUGGGUCAGGCUGUUCGGUCCCCCUCACAGCACCGUCCAUGGACUGAGGAGACCUUGCAGCAGCGGGUGAUAGAACCGGACCGAACAAGCUCCUUCCUCCCCGGUCCGUCCAUGGACGAGCAGGCGGGCCCCGGAGUGUUCUUCGGCGGUGGUGGCUCGGGUUCGGGCGGCACCGGGAGCGUCAGAGCCCCUCAGCCCGGAGACGGAGAGGCGGCCCGGGCUCACUAUAGCAUCCCGGGUAUCCUGCACUACCUGCAGCACGAGUGGGCUCGGUUCGAGGUGGAGAGGGCUCAGUGGGACGUGGAACGGGCCGAGCUGCAGGCCCAGAUCGCCUUUCUACAGGGGGAACGGCGAGGACAGGAGAACCUGAAGAAGGACCUAGUGAGGCGGAUCAAGAUGCUGGAGUAUGCCCUGAAACAGGAAAGAGCCAAAUUCCACAAGCUGAAAUAUGGGACAGAACUGAACCAAGGAGAAAUCAAAGUACCAAGUUAUGAUUCAGAUGAAGGGAAUGAGAGUGAAAGUCCUCCGAACAGCAGCCAUCAGCUCAGCUGGAAACAGGGACGGCAGCUGCUCCAACAGUACCUUCAGGAGGUUGGAUAUACCGACACCAUCCUGGAUGUCAAGUCCCACAGGGUAAAGGCGCUGCUCGGUUUGACCGGAGAAUCCAGAGACAAACCCUCAGAGAGGAGAGCUGAACCUAUGGUGAACGGAACAGAGUCCUCCUCCCUGAAGGACAGCGGCAUGGUCAGUAAACCCGACAUGUCCGACUCGGCAGCCGUGUUGGAGGCCUUCAGGUUCAUUGAAAGCGCCGCGGCGGAGUUCAGCGAUGAAGACGAGGAGGAGGAGAGCGAGUCCAAGGAUAGAACCAUCCUCGACCUGGCUACCAUGGUGAGAAAGAAACAGUCAUCCACGCCAUCUUCCACAGCCUCCGACCUCAGCGAUGACCCAGACACCGAGGAGGCCCUGAAGGGAUUCGACUUCCUGGCGAGUCCGGAUGAGCCGGAUGUGUCCGAGCCGAGGAGCAGGGAGGACAGCGGGGAGUGGGAGAAGGAGGAUCCAUCUGCUCCUGGAGAACCGGUCUGGGACGUGGACCAAGGCCUGAUCGCCCAACUGAAGGAGCAAUACAAAAAGGAGAGAAAGGGGAAGAAAGGAGUUAAGAGACCGAACCGCUCCAAACUCCAGGACAUGCUGGCUAACCUGCGGGACACCGAGGAGCUCCCCCCCAUGCAGCCGGCCAUGUCAGCUCCCUCGCGGCCCACUGUUCCCAGACUGAAUGAGCCCGAGGUUGGUCGGCCUGAAGACGAACCGAUGACGUUCCUGCCGUCCACCGGGAAGUCUUUCAUUCUGGGAAGAGUGGACGAAGCCGUCUCCAACGAGCUUGGACUGGGAGAACUGGCCGGACUGACAGUUGCCAAUGAGGCAGAAAGUCUUGGAUAUGAUAUCACUAACAACACAGAUGCUCUGAGGAAAACCUGGAACCCCAAGUUCACCCUACGGAGCCACUUUGACUCGGUCCGGAGUCUGGCCUUCCAUCCUGUGGAGCCCGUCUUGGUCACAGCAUCUGAGGAUCACACCCUGAAAUUGUGGAACCUUCAGAAGACGGCACCAGCCAAAAAGUGUGCAGCGUUAGAUGUGGAGCCCAUCUAUACGUUCAGAGCUCACAGUGGGGCUGUUCUCAGCGUCACCAUGAGCUCGAGCGGGGACCAGUGUUUUAGUGGGGGGGUGGACGGCACCAUCCAGAGCUGGAACACGCCCCACCCGAACAUAGACCCUUAUGACUCCUAUGAGGCCUCCAUACUGCGCGGGGCGCUGUGCGGCCAUACGGACUCAGUCUGGGGCCUUGUCUAUAGCUCAGCACACCACCGUCUUCUCUCCUGCUCGGCUGAUGGGACGGUCCGACUCUGGAACGCCGCUGACAUCUCACCCGCUUUGGCGAUUUUUAAUGAAGAUGGAGACAUGGGGGUCCCAACCUCAGCGGACCUGGUGAGCAGCGACCCAGCCUAUAUGGUGACGUCGUUUAAUACGGGACACAUUGGACUCUUCAACAUGGAGACUCAGCAGCUGGUCUUGAAGUUUGAGUCUGCUGGACCUCCAGAGUCUCCAUGUAAGAUCAACAAAGUCCUGAGUCAUCCGACACUGCCGAUCACCAUCACAGCACAGGAGGACCGGCACAUCCAAUUCUUCGACAACAACACAGGUAAACUAAUCCACUCCAUGGUUGCCCACCUGGACUCAGUCACCUGUCUUUCUGUGGAUCCAAACGGCCUAUACCUGAUGUCAGGAAGUCACGACUGCUCCAUCCGUCUGUGGAACAUGGAAAGUAAGACCUGCAUCCAGGAGUUCACUGCCCACCGGAAGAAGUUUGAUGAGUCCAUCCAUGACGUGGCGUUCCACCCAAACAAAUGCUACAUCGGCAGUGCUGGAGCCGACGCACUAGCCAAGGUCUUUGUAUGACCGGGACCUGCAGUGACUAUUUGUGUCAUCAUGGGGUUGACUCUCCUCCUACUGGACUCGGGCUGGCCUGCAUCCCAUCAAUAAGCUCUUCAUUUCCAGUCCCAAGGGGUGGUGUUCUGCACCUUUUAGGUUUGCUUGUGCUUCCACAUACCUCCUCAAUACUCAAUAUGCCCACAAGUUAAUCAGAGUCCUGCUAAUGACCUGGACCUGGACUAGAGUGUGCAGAAGCGGAGAUUUAUCUAAAAAGUGCAGGGAACCAGACCACCAGGAACCAGGAGCAACCUGAAAAAUGUUUUUCAAACCCCAAAACCUCUGCAGCGUUUCUGCUUUUGGGAAUUCUUUAUCAGUAUGAUGUGCCUUUUUUCCUUAGAGCAGAGAUUCCUUUAGAACCUGAAGAAAUUAAAGUGCCAGUUCAGAUUUCAGCCCCCUGCUGGCGGUUAGCAGUACUGUCUUGGUUGUCUAAAGAUUGUGCAGAGGUUUUGUUUUAAAGGUUCAUUCCAACUGCUGAAGUGGGUUGUCUCAUUUCUUCUGGACUUUUGACAGGUUCUAACUGGCCUGGACAAGUUCCUGACAGAGCUGCAGCGGAAAUCCUGCAGUGGAGCCCAGAUUUCUAUUUACUUUUUCUUUUUCUUUCUUUUUUUUUUUUUAAAGGUGAGAGGUUCCUGAGAGGUGCUGGUUCUGUUCAAAGAGACUUUCUGAUUGUGUGCUGACCUAAACUAUUGAUUUUGGUGUUGGUAUUCUGACAUUGAGCGGCUGGUUUUAAAGGGAUGUUCAGGUAGAUUUACAUUUUGUAUUCUCUGUUUUACUUGAAAAGUGGAUUUUGUUCCUGUUGGGAUGUUUCAGGAAGUAGACUUCUACUUGGAAGCAGCUGCUUCCUGUUUAGGAUGAACUCUGGUUUUCCUUUUAUCAAGCUGUGUAAAAAAGAAUAAUUGAAAUGUGUGUAGAGUUUGUGUUACAGGGAAUCUAUUUAUCUACCAGGUGGGAAACUGUAAUUUAAGAUAAAUUUUAACUUGAGCUUGAUUUUUAUGUUUUUCCUUAAUUGGAAAGUUGAACUUUCCAGUUCACCAAGUUGUACUUCCUGUGGUGAUGUUCCUAUUUUUUAACUGAAAUCUGUUUAGAUUUAGACUUCCAGAACUUUUCCCUAGCUGAUCCAUCUGGUCGUUCCAGAAGCGUUCCUAUGGAUGGAAGGUGACAACUAAAGGAAACGAGUAGUACAUUCAA